CAAACUUAUAGUAUACACACUACAACGUGUUAUGUACAAUGUAAACUCUACAUCAAACCAAACAGCUCUGUACAUUAUACGCUUAAAAGCUACGAAACAGAUGUAUAUAAAUUACUUUCUCCAUAACUUGUUAACAAUACCAAAGUGAAACAAAUUAGUCUGUCAGCGUAUUACUCACAGAAAAAUUGAUUGCUACAAAGUGACAGAUAGUGAAUGACAUUUUAAGAACAGGGGUUCUGUUUACACACAAAUUUUGUUGCGUAUUAGAAUCUGGAAAUUUCCACGUAAAAAGCACUGUGAUGGUGGGGAUGGAGAAAGUUCAAGGGCAAAAGGGCCACAUGGUUAUCCACGAAGAUGGAACCAUCAUUUCUUCUUCAGGAGAUUUGGCCAGCAGUGAAAGCACAGCUCAGCAGCUAAUCCAUCUUGUUCAGCACGCCCUUCCGGUCAACUUUAAUACGGAAGAUGUCGAAGGUGCUGUGGGUGGCGAUCCUCCUCCUCCCCCCACGAAUAACCAUGCUGCUGCUGGAAAUUUCGUUAAUGGUGACAAUCCAAAUUCUAAUAGUGCCACCGGACAGGUCUGGAAGUGGAAUAGGCUGACAGUGGACUUUGGAGAUCAUUCCUACAUUGCGUGCCUUUCGAAUAGGAAAAUUCACAUUGUCAAGCGUGACCACAUUUUCCCAGAUCUGGAUCAUGUCAACGGUUGAAUUAAUUUACUUAUUUGGUGUCUACAGUACAUACAUAUUUUACUUUAAUACUAUCUAGUUCAUUAACACAUAAAUAUGCAUAAAUUAAUAAACACAGAAAUAAGUUAAGUUAUUCAGUAAUACAAAUAAACAAACUCUAAUAUCAUUGCGUCCCAGAACGCUAAAUAACAAAAUUAAUAGUUAUAAAUAUUUAUGAAAUAAAAAUUCAUCAGAAAUGAAA
Folsomia candida is the source of this 924-nucleotide messenger RNA. RefSeq lists its product as uncharacterized. Gene Ontology annotation, biological process: positive regulation of TOR signaling; cellular response to amino acid stimulus. NCBI's taxonomy places the organism in Eukaryota, Metazoa, Arthropoda, Collembola, Entomobryomorpha, Isotomidae. The record is from RefSeq and is a predicted model, not a curated record. Gene Ontology annotation, cellular component: lysosome; Ragulator complex. The coding region runs from base 300 to 704 and encodes 134 amino acids. Gene Ontology annotation, molecular function: guanyl-nucleotide exchange factor activity. The transcript has 3 exons.